Molecule: messenger RNA, 4050 nt
Organism: Symbiodinium sp. CCMP2592
Lineage: Eukaryota; Dinophyceae; Suessiales; Symbiodiniaceae
Source: the annotation of a GenBank genome assembly
AUGGAUUGUGGCCACGACCCCGGAUACCGGCUUCCCCGCAGCGCCGGCCUCUCGCUGUGCUUGGGCUGCUUCUUCGAUGCCUUUCAAGCGGGCGCGCAGGGGAGCGCCUCUGUGCACGAGCUGAGUGCCAUCAUCUUUGGGCCCGAAGGCCGCGCACAGUGCCUGGCAAGCCGCCUGCUCUGGCGAACCUCUUUCCUCAAGUGGUCUGCUGAAGCCCUAGCAACUUCGACGGAACCAGCGGCCCCCUUGCAUCUGAUCGACUUCCUUUCGCGGUGUGUGGCCGAGGAAUUCCUGGGUCAAGCCACCAUGGCGUGCGGAGUCGACAGUCGCAAAGCAGCCGUCAGUGGCAUGCUGCUGGAAGCACUGGUCUCGCAUGUCGCCCAGCACUGCACCACGUACACCCUGGAUAUGGGCCCGAAGGCACCAUCUCUGGGCAUCCUCCUCCUCUUCCACCUCUUGGAGCGCAUUCUGGAGGCUUGCGGGGCAGUUCCUGCCGUCCUGGAGUCUCUAUGCAGGAACCUCGAGGCGUCUGGAAGCGUCCUCGCCACCUUGGUAUCUUCACUUGCCUGCGAGACUGUCGAGCCGGAGCACGAAGACGACCGUUUUCGCCACUCGCCUGGUUCUUUGCUUCUGCGCCUCUGCGAGCGCGGCUCCCCUGCGCUGGGCGCGGCCCUGACAUCGGCUGCCGCGCGUCUCUCUCGCACCCUGGCGGCCGCGACGCCGGGCAGCCAAACGGCAACGACGCUUUUGGCCAUGUACAGGAUGUGUGCCUUGCACUCCGAGCUCUUCGAGUGCCUGCUGUCCGGGGACGUGACGGCACAUGCAGAGUCGAUCGCCGUGGGGCUGAGCCGGCACCUGACAUGCCAGGAGCCCGCUCUCCGCGCCGCGGCUGCUGAGCUCGCCGAGGACUUUGGGGCGCACUUCGCAGGGCACGAGGACGAUGAGAGGGUGGAAGGCUGGAUGCGCAAGGCUCAUCUCGCUCAGUGGCUCAUCGAAGCUUGUCAAUCUGGCGAGGACUUGGCCACACGCGCUGCGGCGGCAAGGGCCAUGGGACGAUUCGCCGACGACCCGGUGCUUCUGCACGGCCUGCAGACCUCAGCGGCAGAUUCGCUUGUGUGCGCUUGCGCCGAUGCGGUGCGUCUGCCGGGAGCUGCAGCCGCCCGUCGGGGACUUCUCCUUUCUGCCACGGGCAGCUUGGCGCGGCUGGCGCCAGGCGCAGGCGCCUACAACCCGGAGGUCCUGGUGCCUUUGCUGCGAGCUGCAGAGCAGCUUCCGCUGAGACCGGGUCAAGGCUCCGUGACUUUGGAGGAGUGCAUGGAGCCGGUGUAUCUUUCUGCGGCCAACCGGUGCCCGGAGCUCUCGUCCUCGGAGUGCCUCGGGAGCCUCUUGGGCCUCGCUGCGGCUUUGGCCCUGCGGAAGGAAGUUGGUUCCCGGCCAGUGAUGUACGGAGCUCUUUGCAAGCUCUUUGUGGGCGUUGCCGAUGCUGCUUGGGCAUCGAUCCAAAGCCGGCUUGCAAGUGCAGAUGAGGCAUGGCCUUGUGCUGACCCAUGCCUGAGUGACGUUGACGUAAUGGUCCGCUGCGCAGAGAAGAUUGGCUCAGUUGCACCGAGUGAUCAGAGCCUGCCGAAGAGCCACCUUGUCGCCUCCCUCGCCGCCCUCCUUUGGCCACUGCUCGAGCUGGACACCAGCAGCUGGAGCGAGGACCAGGCCAUGUCUCUGCGGGGAUGUUUGGUGAAGCUUAGACACUUGGUUCCCGAGCUGUGCACUGAGGACGACUGUGAAAUGCUGUCCGAAGAUCUUCCUCAAGCGGAAGGAUCAGCCAUGUCCGACACGUCUCUCGCAGCAGGUCGGCUCCUCACUGUGCUCUUGGCUCCCUACCUUUCACUGGGUACGACUUCCCUACAGCUCUUGGUGAAGCCAAGAGACCUUUGCCUCGCUUCCGCUUCCCUCAGCAGCGGCCAGCGACCGGAUACCUUCAUGACCUGGCUCGUCUUGGGCGCCGCCCUCCGUGCCAGCGGCCCCAAGGGGGCUGAGCUGGAGGAGGUCGCCUUGGAGAGCUUGAUGGAGGCUGCACUGCCGCUGCUGCCUCUUCGCACGGUGGCAUCGCUUGCUGCAGCAGUUGGCCGUGCCGUCACACGCGCCGCAGCCCUGCCCGAGCGAGCCGCUUUUGCCACAGAAGCGCUGGGGCAGGCUUCCAGGGCACUUCGGGGGGCAGCGGCGCAGAGCAUGGCGUACACUGGUGCUGACGAGGAGUGGCGGCUGCUGAAACAGGACGGAGCUGCAGAACUUGGCUCGGCAUUGGGUUGGCUGCUGGUGACGGUGGAGGAUGCAGAGGAUGCCAAGGAUGUUCUGCUCAGCGCAGUGGUGUUGGAAUACUUGGAGGGCUGCCGGCUUGCUGGCCAGGUCCCCGAAAACGCGCCGACCACCGAGAUCGUGUGCGAGCCAGGGGACUGGACCUGGUUGAGCCAAUGCCUGCCAUCUCCGACGUGGAUGGCACAGCGAGUGGAGGUCUUGCUGGGGCACGCCCUUCAGGUGCACAUUGACGGCCUUACAAUGCACAGCCGGGCGGCUGCUGGCGGGAUGCUAGCACUAAUGACCACCUGCUUAGCAGAAUCCAAAGCAGCAGGUGCUAUGGUCAGCAACCAUGUCGUUGCUGGCAUCGCAAUGAAGUGGCAGCAAUCCGCCAUGUCGGAAGCCUCUCUGGAUGCAGGUGAAGUGCGCCUUGUGGAAUGCAUCGCCCUCUUCCUGCUUCAACAGCUGGCUUCUGCACCCUCUGGGGCCCUGCAGCGAAGUCCGCUGCUGGCCAUUGUCUUGGAGACCCUGCAAUGCAAGCAAAAGAUCGCUGUUCUAGCGACCGAGGUGGCGGCAGUGGCCCUCUUCCGUGCCUGGGACGUAGCUCAGCUCCGUGACCUCACGGCGCCAAGCCAUGCAUUGGGCAAGCGGCUGAUGGAGCAAGGGCUCGUGGCCCAGGCCGGUUGCCCCUCUCACGACGGCUUGACCGGCUGGGCCAUCAUCAGUGCUUGGCUGCUGCUGCUGGGCGCCGAGGGCCCCACAAGCGCUCCGCGGCCUGGUCCGAACCUGAAACCGCGCAGCUUUCAGGACUGGGCGCAAGCUCUCGACGGCCAUCAUUCAGUGGUGGCUUUCCAGUUGCUGGCACUAUCGACGGCUUGCCUUCGAGGAGCUCGCGCAGCGCAACUUCUGAUCCAGGUCGACGAUCUUCAAGACCUGCCCAUGUUGGUACGCGCCUGUGCAGACCUCAUCGGCGCGAGCGCAGACGGCGAUCCUCAUGGCUGGGCCACAGCAGUGUCGGAGUCGGCUUUGUUGGCGAUGGUAGGGCUGCUAACCCUGGAGUUGCUCCCGCCGCUAGCACGGUCUGAGGCGCUGCAUGCCGAGCGCGUGGAGGCAAGCCUCCGCCUCGGCCUGUCGCGCCUCUUCGCCGAUGCCUCGACCGGAGGAUUGGAUGAUGCCACUGUGGCGGAGGACGACAAGGCCAAGUGCCAGGGCGAAGCUGGGCCCAGGUGGCUCUCCAGCCCAGCGCUUCUCUUCUUUCUGCUGCUGCUCCGAUCUUCGCCAGGAUGGCUCUUCGCUGGGGAGGGCCACCUGCUGCUGAAGCUUGAGUCCUCCCUGGCAGACCACGUUCGCUCCUCCGCGGGUGAGGGUGCCAGGACCUUGCUCUUGCUCCGGCUGGCGGAAGAACUCCUCUUCCUCGAGGCAUCCUCCGCCUGCCACCAGGCAGUGCUUCGGCAGCUGGUUGCGAACCAGAAGACUUGGGACCAGGCCGUCCUCGAUGUCCGAGCGAUCUCCUGCCAGGAAGGAAGUGGAGGCAACGGCGGAGCGGGUGACGAUGAAGAAGUCGCGAAUUCUGACGACAUCUCCGAUGAGGACAUGGAUCUUCUGUCGUUGGGCCAGCAGGCGACGAAGCUGCGGCUGGAGAAAGGACACUCGCUACCACCUUCCUCUUCAAACCUCGGCUGCCUCCGACACCUGCAUCAUGCCUCGGUGACACGGCUGUGUGGGUCCCUGGCGCAGAUCACAGGAGUGCGGCGAUGA